AUGGCGAAAUUUAGACACAAUAAUCUCAACAUAAAAUUCGUAACUGAACUCCUCUUCACCUCUACCCUACUCCAUCUACAACGACUCCUUAAAUUUACAAACCCUAGUCCAGUUGCGGUUCUAGUCAAAACAGACCAAAAGAAAUAUUGUACCAUUAACGGAAGAAGUGCAGGGGGGUUGCUUAUUGGUGCUGUUGUGAACAUGAGACCUGAUUUAUUUAAGGCUACUGUAGCUGGAGUACCAUUUGUAGAUGUUGUGACUACAAUGCUUGGUCCAACUAUUCCUCUUACAAUUGCAGAAUGGGAGGAAUGGGGUGAUCCUCGGAAAGAAGAGUUCUACUUUUACAUGAAAUCAUAUUCACCAGUUGACAAUGGAUACCACCGUUUAAUGCAGAAUCUCCACAGGGUGCAGCAAGUCUUUGCCAACAUUAUGAACAGAGAUAUAACAUGGACCAAGAUUCCUGAGGAGAUGAGCUAUGAAGCAUAUGAUCUGAUUAAUAAGUUGCUGACUGAAAAUCCAGCUCAACGCCUUGGUUUCAUAGGGGCUGUACAGGUAGAGAUGCACCAUUUCUUUAAGAAUAUCCACUGGGACACACUUGCAAGGCAGAAGGCUACAUUCAUACCAUCUGCUGAGACUCUGGACACGAGUUAUUUCAUGAGCUGGCUGGGUGAUGAAUGUGGUAACCUGGAAGAAUUUGGUGCUUCAACUCUCAAUGUGAAUUACUCAUUCAAUAAUUUCUCAUUUAAGGUGAAUGCUCUGUUAUCUUAUUUAGAGAUCGAUAAUCAUGAGGGGUUGGUUAGGGAGCACAUGCCUGGUAGAUACGCAGAGCUGGAACAGUAUUGGGGGGAGUCGCAAGUCAUGGGGCCUGGGCCCCGUGCAGAUGGUUGGGCUGAUGAAUUUUCCCAAGAACACGGUGGGGACCCAAAUGCUUGGGCUUUAUCCUUUGAGCAACAACAUGGAGCAAACGCAGAUGAUGUCUGUGGUCCGAAUGGCAGGUCUUCAACCUUCACAAACAAUGAUUGGACACUUACUAGAAAUGGAGUCGAGAUCAAAGAGCUUGGGAAAGGCAUAAAGAAAGACGGUAUUUCUCUUGCUGAUCAAAUUCGUGAAGUGAAGAACAAGAAAGCAGAGAUUUUGAUGCAUCAUGGACUACAGUACAAGUUUGAGAUACGAAAGAAUGAAUGGAAAUACUUUGUGCAUUACCUUCUUCUUAAACUCCCACGUUCUCCAAAUGUUUAUGACAUUUUGGCAAAGUAUCUUGAAUACAUGUCAAAGAAAGAUGGGAUGAUGACACAGAUGCACUUGGAGAUAUAA
Messenger RNA from Lactuca saligna, 1314 nucleotides. The record is from the annotation of a GenBank genome assembly. NCBI's taxonomy places the organism in Eukaryota, Viridiplantae, Streptophyta, Magnoliopsida, Asterales, Asteraceae.